Chenopodium quinoa (quinoa) is the source of this 2250-nucleotide messenger RNA. RefSeq lists its product as uncharacterized. The coding region runs from base 1 to 2250 and encodes 749 amino acids. The record is from RefSeq and is a predicted model, not a curated record. NCBI's taxonomy places the organism in Eukaryota, Viridiplantae, Streptophyta, Magnoliopsida, Caryophyllales, Amaranthaceae. The transcript has a single exon.
AUGGAUAGUGGAACUAAAGAGUGGUGGAUGUUUGCCAAAUGGAGUGAUGAAUAUGAGCGGGGAGUAGAUGAAUAUGUACAAAAGGCUUUUGCUUUUAAGUCUCAAGGAAAUCAAAUUUGUUUUCCUUGUGAAAGUUGUCAUUAUCGUUUUUGGCGUCAUGAAAGUGUUGUGAGAGAUCACCUUAUUUGUAAUGGUUUUGUUCCUCGAACGGAUAAGUUAUCAGAGUUAGGGAUCAGCAUUAGCAUUGAAAGUGAACAAACUAUUUUGGAUAAUGAUGAAGGGUCAAACCCAAAUGAUUUUAAUGAUGACAUAGUAGGGUUGUUGCAUGAUGCACGUGAUGCUUUUACAAAUGAGCCAAAUGACGAGGCAAAAAAUUUUGUUAAGUUAGUUGAAGAGGGCCAGGAAGAAUUGUAUGUCGGUUGUAAAAAUCAUUCAAAACUUUCCUUCAUGAUCCGACUUUUUAUUUUGAAGUGUGAUCAUAAGCUAACUAAUGCUGCUUUUGGAGAUAUAUUGGAGCUUAUAAGGGAGGUGUUACCUGAUGCAAAACUGCCAACUACUUUUAAUGAAGCAAAAAGUGUUUUGAAAGUGAUGGGGUUGGAUUACACUAAGAUAGAUGCAUGCCCAAAUGAUUGCAUGAUAUACCGGGAAGAGCAUGAAAAUGCAACAAGCUGCCAUGUUUGUGAGACGCCAAGAUGGAAAUCAACUGACACAGAGAAUGACAUACAAAAUGAAAAUGGAAAGACGUAUAGGAUUCCUCAAAAGAUUCUUAGGUACUUUCCAAUAAAGAAAAGGCUUCAACGACUAUUUAUGUGUCAAGAGACGGCGAGAUACAUGACUUGGCAUGCUAAUGGGCGUGAAAAUGAUCAUCUUUUACAUCAUCCAGUUGAUGGUCAAGCUUGGAAGGAAUUUGAUUCUUUAUAUCCAAAGUUUGAUGAUGACCCACGCAAUGUGAGACUUGGGUUAGCUACAGAUGGAUUUAGCCCGUUCAACUCAAUGAGCAUUGUCCAUAGUACAUGGCCACUUAUGUUGAUUAAUUAUAACUUGCCUCUUUGGAUGAUUAUGAAGCCCGAGUAUUUGAUGAUAGCCUUACUAAUUCCCAGUCCGUCUUCCCCUGGAAAUGACAUUGACAUAUAUUUGCAGCCACUUAUCAAGGACUUAAAGGGUUUGUGGGAGUUUGGGUUGGAAACUUAUGAUGCUUCGACUAAUCAAAGGUUUGACAUGCAUGUAGCAUUGAUGACUACCGUGAGUGAUUUUCCGGGUUAUGCAAUGUUGUUUGGGUGGAGCACAAAAGGAUACUUGGCAUGCCCUGAAUGUCAUUACGAAGCAGAUUCCGAGUGGUUUCCUUGUAGUGGUAAGAAUGUGUAUAGGUCAAAUCGUAAAUUUUUGGAUCCAUCUCACCCUUGGCGUCAUGAUAAGAGGAAUUUUGACGGAAAACUUGAGGAAAGAUGUCAACCUAUUCCAUUGAAUGGAAUUGAUAUUGAGAAUAUGUUGUGUGAUUUUCCAAAUGCAUUUGGAAAGAAGCAAAAGAAACCAAGGCGUGAUGUGGAUGAUCCGACUCCGUGGAGAAAGAAACCCAUAUUUUUUGAGUUGCCAUAUUGGAAGCAUUGCUCUAAUCGCCAUAAUCUUGAUGUAAUGCAUAUUGAGAAAAAUGUCUUUGAUAAUGUCAUUGCGACGUUAUUAGACAUUUCUCAGAAGACCAAGGAUAAUGUGAGUGCUCGUCGAGAUUUGGUAGAACUUAAUCUGAUGCCAGAGCUCCAACCAAUAGAAUUAGAAGAUGGUAGUGAAGAAUUUCCAAGAUCUCGCUUUUGGAUGUCAUUGGAGCAAAAGCGUAAGUUCUGCCAGGUUAGAAAAAAUGCUAAGCUUUCUCAAGGUUAUGCUUCCAACCUUAGUCGUUGUGUGCAAGUUGGAGAAAGGAAAAUAGCAGGCUACAAAAGCCACGAUGCUCAUUUUAUGAUGAAUUAUCUUCUUCCAAUUGCUGUGAAGACAACAUUACUCAAAGAUGUUGCUAGUCCUUUGAUAAGACUUUGUGCUUUUUUCAAAGGUAUAUGGAGUAAAACUAUUGAUCCUCGAGGUCUUGGAAAAUUGCAAUCUGAGAUAGUUGAAACUCUAUGCCUACUUGAGAGGAUUUUUCCACCUGCUUUUUUUUAUAUAAUGGAACAUUUACCCAUACACUUAGUAGACCAAAUUAAGUUGGGUGGACCUGUGAGUUCAAGGUGUAUGUAUGAAUUGAGAAGAAUCUUCAUGAAAUGA